Messenger RNA from Pristis pectinata (smalltooth sawfish), 3392 nucleotides. Its product is annotated as zinc-binding protein A33-like. Gene Ontology annotation, biological process: protein ubiquitination. The record is from RefSeq and is a predicted model, not a curated record. Gene Ontology annotation, molecular function: protein binding; zinc ion binding; ubiquitin-protein transferase activity. The transcript has 6 exons. The coding region runs from base 1182 to 2594 and encodes 470 amino acids. Lineage: Eukaryota; Metazoa; Chordata; Chondrichthyes; Rhinopristiformes; Pristidae.
UACAAAUUUUUCUAAAUUGUCGUCAUAUCCGUUUCGUCUUUGUUUUUUACCUCUGCAAUUCACAUUAAUUCUCACAGCGAGCUGCGUUCUUCAUCGACAGCCGAGUUAUCCACCUCUGUUGUCUAAGAGGUUUUCUUUGAGCUCGGUGCUGCCUCGCCAGCCUCAGACCUUCCCCUCUGCUCUCCUCACACAGCCGCUGCUCCACCCCCACCGCCGCCGAUCUCCACACUCCCCGGACACAACUCAGAUGCUGAAGCAGCCCACAACACAAAUGCAGCAAGACAUGGACAAUAUCCAGGCCUGGGCUGAGGGGUGGCAAGUAACAUUCCCACCACACAAGUGCCAGGCAGUGAUAUCUGAAGAAGGAAUCUCAAAGAAUCAGAAGGAAAGCGGGAAAGUUCGUAAUGUGGUCAAACUCGGUGUCGCACAAACUGAUAAAUUAUGGGAAAAUGAGGCCAAGAGAGAAGGUCGCUGAAAGGUCGCGUUAGAAGCAGCAGUGCAGCAGUUAGAUCGGGGAAGUGUUUGGACCGCAAGGCGCAGCAAGUUGGAGCAAAGCUCAAGAGGUGGAUGUUGGAGCGCAGACUGAGUGCAGGAGAGUUUAUCAUUCGAUAAGCAGAGUCACGACAGAAAAUCAAGAUCGUAAGGUGAAACAGUUUUAAUAAAGUGUUUAAAAACCUGUGACGUAUAAUGUCCAGUCCUGUGCUUUUUCCUGCAGACACAUCUCAGUCAUCGCCGCUGCAUCUGUCUCCUCGCAACACAAUAUUCUCUCCACACCCCCGCUGCAUGACACUCACUGAUUUAAUAGUUUCUCUACAUUUAUAUUUAACCACCGUUUUACUCCCCAGUCCGUCUCUCUUUAAGCCUCGAGCUGAAAAAAAAAGAUGCCGGAGGAACUCAGCGGGUCCGCAGCAUCUGUGGAGGGAAAUGGACAGGGGACGUUUCGGAUCGAGACCCUUCAUCUGGACUAUCUCGACCUGUUGAAUAUUUAGACCUGUUUAAUGUCUUUCUGUUCCCUCCCCGGUGUGGAAAAGGCCACGUUACCUUCGCUCUGGGCACUUGCAGCAAAAUAACAUUGAUUCCCUGAGACUGCAGCGUGUGUGGUGGACAAUCGCGGUACUGCAGGGGUUCAGCAGCUCCCCGAAAGUGAAAGGAAAGUGAAUCAGGACGUGCGGGGAGUUAACAUGGCUUCGAAAGGCCAGGUCCAGAGUUGGACCGAGGAGGUAAUUUGUCCCAUCUGCCUGGAUUUCUUCACCGAUCCGGUUAUACUGGAGUGUGGACACAACUUCUGCCGCUCCUGUAUCACACGGUGUUGGGAAAUGGAGAGAAACUCCUGCCCGGAAUGUAGAGAGGAGUUUGCGGACCGCACCAUUAGGGUAAAUCGGGCCUUAGCAAAUCUGUCUGAGAAAGCUCGAAAAUUAACCUUGAAUCAGAUAAAGAGGGAAAGUAAACUUCAUUGCGAGGAACAUCAGGAAGAACUGAAGCUUUUUUGUGAAACGGACAAGAAACUGAUCUGUGUGAUUUGUGUCGGUGCCCGGGAACACAGAGAGCACCGCUUCCUGCCGAUUGAAGAAGCUGUUGAAAUCUACAAGGAUCAGAUUAAAUCUUCCUUAGAAUCUCUCACAAAAAUGAAAUCAGACUUGCAGGAAAUGGAGCAACAACAGAAAGAGAAGAUCUCCGGAGUUCGGGAACAGUCACACAGCCUUCAGUCCCACAUCACAUCCCAAUUUGCUAAACUGCACCAGAUUCUCACUGAGAAGGAGCAGCGCUUACUCAGAGAUCUCAGGGAAGAAGAGGAGAAGAUUCUAAAUCCAAUGGAGAAAAAACUUCAAGAGAUUCAAGAGAAUUUAAAUUCUAUUCAGGAGAAACUCUCAAAAUUACAGGAACGGAUGAAUAAAGAAGACAACAUGAUAUUUCUCAAGGGGGAGGCUCGUCGGAAGAGGAGGGUUAGUGAUGAUAUGCAGGCGCUGUCAGUGACUGAUGGUGCCCUACCUGUUGAAAAAUUCGAUCACCCCUUUUUGUUGAAUCCAGCGUUGAGGGAAAUGUUUGAUGUACUUAAGCGAGUCUCCGUGACCCUGGAUGUGGGAACGGCUCAUCCGCGGCUCGAGGUGUCUGAGGAUCGGAGGAGUGUGAGACGGACCCGGACCCGGAGGAGUCUCCCCGACACCAGGAAGAGGUUCACAGUCGGGGCCCGUGUGCUGGGAUCGGAGGGAUUCACAUCGGGGAGACGUUACUGGGAGGUGGAGGUGGCGGGGAAUCGGAGCUGGAGUUUGGGAGUUGCCGCAGAGUCUGUGGAGAGGAAGAGAUGGGUCGGACUGAUCCCGGAGAACGGAUUCUGGACCAUCGGGCGGGAUGGUCACGGUCUUUGUGUGAACACCUCCACUCCAUCCCGUCUCCCUGCCGGUCCCAUCCCCGGGAGGGUGGGAGUUUAUCUCAGUUACGGGUCCGGGACAGUUUCAUUUUACAGCGCAGACACCAAGUCCCAUCUCCACACCUUCACUGGGAAUAAAUUCACGGAGAAACUUUAUCCUUUGUUCUGGACUUGGGAUGAAAACCAGUGGCUGAGAAUCUGCUCCGGUUCCGCUCCGGGUCUGUAACCCGGACGGGUCCCGGGACCGGCGUCAGGAGGAAGUCAGUGUAAAUAUAAAUAUGGGGAGAGUGAAAUAAAAACGAAUUGACAUUAGAACUGUCGACCCAUUAAUUUUAACGCGUUAACUGCAUCCGGCAGCGGAACAGAAAUACUUUUGUGAAAAUACAAAGAUUGAGCCGCGGGCGGCGGCUUCCCCGGGUCCUAAAGUCCACUGGAUUAGUCCAGAGGUGGUGCUGACUGGAAGGGAGGGAGGUAAAGUUGUGACGGGGGGAGGUGUCAAUAGGAGGGUGGGGGUGAAAUGCGAAAUGACCAGAAGUGAGAGAAAGAAAGCUGAAUGCUGGGAGUGUGAGAUACAAUCAUCUGUCUCAAUUCAUUGUCGAUCACCGAGGGCUGUAACGUGCCCAGUCAGAAGAUGGGGCGCUGUUCCCCGAGCUUUGUCGAUGUUCGUUGGAAAAGUGCAGGAGACCAAAGGCAGAAUUCAGCCUGAGAGUGGGAUGGGGAAUCAAAGUGACAGCAGCUGGAGGCUCAGUUCCCCCGUGUGGACCGAACGGGAGUGUUCUGGAAGGUUGAAGUGGUGAACGAGGGCAGGAAACAGCACCAAUACAGACAUGAUGUCCCUGAGAAAGAGGUGAGGGAGGGGUCUGGCUGCGACUGAAACAAGAAAUGUUCCACGUAUCCUACAGAGAGGCCGGCAGAGCCUGGAUCCCAACCGGUUGCCACAUGGAACCAAUAAUUCGGAUUUGCACUCAUUUUUUAUGAAAUCUGUUCCAAAGGAAAUGAAUCUAUCGGUGACGUCUGAUGGAAC